Messenger RNA from Cheilinus undulatus (humphead wrasse), 961 nucleotides. RefSeq names its product probable E3 ubiquitin-protein ligase DTX3. NCBI's taxonomy places the organism in Eukaryota, Metazoa, Chordata, Actinopteri, Labriformes, Labridae. Bases 95 to 700 code for a protein of 201 amino acids. The transcript is spliced from 3 exons. The record is from RefSeq and is a predicted model, not a curated record. Gene Ontology annotation, biological process: protein ubiquitination; Notch signaling pathway.
AGUCUGAGUUUUUACCACUUCCUUAGUUGAGCCCCACAGGGCAGGUACUUUCCAAAGGCAUUAGCCGCUUGUCACACAGAGGCUAACCAGAAAAAUGAUGGAAAACACUCCGCGGGAUUACUCCACUGUUCUUCCAGAGUUAACGGAUGACUGCGCCAUCUGUUUGGACCGAAUUAGAAUGAAGAAAUCCUUAAAGUGCUCGCACUAUUUUUGCUCGGACUGUAUCGACUCGCUUUUUAAGUUAAAACCAGCUUGUCCGAUAUGUAACACCUACUACGGAGUUUACACAGGCAACCAACCGGAAGGCACGAUGACGGUGUCCCGCACCUGGCAGCGUUUACCUGGCUUUGAACACUGUGGAACUAUUGUCAUACAAUACAGCUUCCCGGCAGGAAUACAAGGGCCUGAGCAUCCAAACCCUGGGGUGAGGUACAGCAGAACCUCCCGUAUGGCCUUCCUGCCAGCCAAUGAGGAGGGUGAAAAAGUCCUGAAGCUGCUGAGGAAAGCCUUCGACAGGAGACUCAUUUUUACCAUUGGGCGGUCUGUUACUACAGGUCUCAGCAACGUUAUCACCUGGAACGACAUUCACCACAAGACUAACAUGGAAGGGGGUACACAGCGUUUUGGAUAUCCAGACCCAGAGUAUUUAUCCAGGGUUCAAGAGGAGCUUCGUCUUAAAGGAGUGACGGAGGAUGACUGAUGGUUGGAGACGAUCAAAGUGCUUCUUCAAAUACCUGAAAUACAUAAUAGUUUUUAUAGGUGUCUUAUUUCACUACUGCCUUUUUUCUGCCUUACUAGAAUGGAUGCUCAUUACUGGAAGUUCUUAGAGUUAUUUUAAUGUAAUACAUGGGAUUAUUUUAUUAAGACAUGGACAUGUCCUUUACCAAAGCUUUUACUGCUGGCUGGAAAAGAAUGUAAUGGACAUAAUCAUUUGUAAUAAAAAACCAAAGAUCAAACUACA